Molecule: messenger RNA, 1956 nt
Organism: Ustilaginoidea virens
Lineage: Eukaryota; Fungi; Ascomycota; Sordariomycetes; Hypocreales; Clavicipitaceae
Exons: 5
Coding region: 1-1956 (651 amino acids)
Biological process (GO): SCF-dependent proteasomal ubiquitin-dependent protein catabolic process
Cellular component (GO): SCF ubiquitin ligase complex
Source: RefSeq, a predicted model, not a curated record
AUGGUUUGCUUCACCCUUGUACCUGCCAACAGACAGCAUAAAAUCCUGACCAAACGGUUCCCGCAAUCUUCUACAUCACUUAUGUCUCGCAGACGCCUGCCUAGGGGUCAAAAUGUGCACCAGCUCGGAAAUCAGGGCGAAUCUUCGAGGCCGAGCAGAAAUAUCACCGGGCCUCAAUCUGCAUUGACCGACUUCCUCGCUUCACACAAUAUCUCAGCUCGUCGAAUUCUUGACGAUGCGGAUCUGAGGCGCCAACAGGCGUCCACUAACAAUCGCGCGAAUGGAGAGGACGGCGUCAUUGAAGUCGAAGCUACCGUUACCGAGUCCCGCACCAGAAAAAGACGGCGAACAAGUCCCAAUUGUGCCGCUGAUGAGUCCAAACUAAAGAAAAAGCAGGAGGCGAAAGCCAUUGAAAAAAUCAAAGCUAGCAAAGCCUAUAAGAAACGCAAGAAGCAUGCUGCUGAUGAUGAUGACGAUGAUGAUGACGAUGAAAUCGCCCGUGCUAUUUUUGAAUCUCGCCAUGCACCACUUCCUGGGCAGAUGGAAAAUUGCGCCAUUUGCGACAAGAGGUUUACGGUAACGCCGUACUCGGUUUCUGGACCUGAAGGGGGUCUGUUGUGCGCCCCGUGUGGCCGGGAGGUGGCAAGGGAACGCCAGGGCUCUCAACCAAAGAAGAGGCCGAAGAAGCAGGCGGGUGGAGUUGGUUCCCGCCGGAGCAUACAAAGUCGCAUCCUGGACGGUGAUGUUGGCACAAAAAGCUUGGCUACUCUUUGUGUACAAACUCUGGCCAAGAAUGUCGACAUGGCCGAAAGUUUGGGCGAUUUGCCUGAGCACCUUAUCGACAAGAUUGCGCGAAUCUUUUCGAAAAGAAGACUUUUGCGGCCCGAAACACUGCCGUUGUUUGCCCAGCCGAGUACGGAAAGCAUAAAUAUCUACGACGGCGCGAAGCUUGGCGAUCGAGACUACGUCAGUAUUUUUCAGGUCGCGCCGAACCUACGUCGGUUCAAGGCUCGUGCGGCUAUUCAAUUCAAAGACGAAGUCAUGGACUACCUUCUAUCUCGCGACAUAGCUUUGGAGAGCUUCUAUCUGCAUGGAGCCAAUUUGCUCAGCGAGGAGAAGUGGCAUGAGUUCUUCAUGAAAAAGGGACAGUCACUCACGGGUGUGCAGGUUUAUUACACAGACAAGCAUUUUGGGGAUGACACGAUUGACAUCAUGGCGACCUACACACCGAAUCUUCGGCGGCUCAAAGUAGAAAACAACCAGAAAAUGACGAGCAAAGGUGUAGAGUCGAUGGGCGGUCUGUCCUCCCUCGAGCACCUCGGUCUGCAACUGCAAAACUCACCCUCACCCACGGCGAUCAACGGGGCUCUUUCAAAAAUUGGCCCCAAGCUCAAGACGCUCUCGUUGAAGAUUGUUCCUGAUGCCGACGAUUCUGUCCUGCAAACGAUUCACGAAUCAUGUUCCUCUCUGACGAAACUCCGCAUCACGGAGAGUGAGAAAAUGACAGAUCGAGGCUUUGUCGACCUGUUCACAAACUGGCGCAAUCCUCCCCUUGGUCUCGUGGACCUGCAAAAGUGCCGAUAUAUCGACGCUACUCACCCACGCACAAACGAUGAUGGAGUCGGUCUCUGUGGCGAAGGUUUCAAAGCUUUAAUGGCUCAUUCCGGGCGGCAUCUCGUGGACUUGAAUGUUCACGCGUGCCGGCAUAUAUCACAGCAAGCGUUUGAAGACGCUUUCAACGAAAAGGCUCAUUACCCGGAAUUGAAGCGCCUCGAGAUUAGCUUUUGCGAAGAGGUCACGGAUUUCAUUUUGGGAUCCAUCUUCCGGGCCUGCCCAAAGAUCAAAGAGGUCAACGUUUUUGGGUGCAUGAAAGUUAAAGAAGUCCGGGUCCCAAGAGGUGUGAUUCUCGUGGGGGUGCCCAAUGCCCAAGGUAUGAUUACGGAGGGCAUAGACUGA